CAGAUAUUGUCUUGAUCAUUACCAUUAGCUUUUCUUUCUAAUUUCUGGUGAUCUGGACAAAAACACACUUGUCAGAUUUAAAUCACAAAUGAACAGUUCUGUGUUUCUUUUAGCUGGAAACAUUUAUUGGCUACAGAAUACAUUCUUGGAAACGCGUGGUUAGAGAAAAUUGACAGAUCGUAGUGCCUUCAAACAUUUAAGUGAUUUUGAGAGAUCAAGAUAACAGUUUAAGAAUUUUGUGUGAAGAACAAUGAGUAUCAGUGUCGGCGGAUACCACGGAGGGUUCGGGCACCCGGCCCACAUGGGCAUCACUUCCGGCCAGGACUACUUCGCAGCCGCCUCCCACUAUCCACCAGCACCCAUGACGGGGUAUCCGGAACUUCCGGUGUCGGAUCGCGAGUACUUCAACAACUGGGUAUUGAACGGAACCACGGACGUUGCGAUGACUCCGGAGGCGUAUGGCAGCCCGUAUGCACCAGGGGGAACUCCUUCGCCGCCAAUGAUGGGAUUCAACCACUUCGGCUACACGGACGGCGUGCAACAGGGUUCCUUAGGACAGUGGUCAGAAUUAGCACACAACAUUCCAGCAUCUGAACUGCACAAUUAUGAAACUUAUACGAACGCUUACGGUGACCGGUGUUUACGCCGGCGGACGUCAGCCAACCGGAAGGAGCGUCGGCGGACGGUGAGCAUCAACAACGCGUUCUCUAACCUACGUGGUACUAUACCCAACGUCCCGUCGGAUACAAAACUAUCCAAGAUCAAGACAUUACGUCUCGCGAUCAGUUACAUCUCGUAUCUCUCGGACAUUCUCGACAAGGGCGACCCCGACCUCGCACCGGACGCCUUCAAGGCCGACAUAUCCCGAAAGCGAGAGCGGCGUUCACUUCCUGUCGACCUAGAGAAGAAAGUAGCGGACUCUUGUGACUCCGAUGCUUGCAGCGAGAGCGGAAGUACUUCUUCUGGCGACCGGAAACCGGGAGCUCGUACGGGCUGGCCGGAAACAGUGUGGGAGUCCGAGCUGAGAGGAACUCAGUCGUCAGCAAUAAAGAUCGAGCCGUUAUCAUGACGUCUUUAGACAACGUCAUCCUAGAGGGUCCAACCGUAAACGCUGCAUGGCUGUUAGUUGUUUUAGUGACAGCGGCGUUAGAUGUGUUCAUUCUUGGAAAAGUAGUUUCCAAAAAACUACCCUGUCUCAAAAUGGGUCAAGCUCAUAUGUUUUAUGCAACACACACCCUUUCACCGAUUUUGUGCAAUUGAUUAUGCAAAAACGAACACUUCAGGUUAGAUGUGGUCAUUUUUUGUACUAUGCAAAACCAGUGUCAUUGUUCAUCAAAGCAACGCUUUUAAACCCCCGAGGUGCACGUGGUGUUAUAUGUAUUUUCGUCUAUAUAACUAGGCAUUGUUGUCAAUUUGAAGAAAGUGCGUUUUUAAUUAUGCGGUGCCAUUAUUUUACAUUAUUUUAAUAUGUAUGUCUUUCACAUUCUCAAGAUUUCAUCGUGCCAAUUUUAGUUAAUUGCAUCGUUAUUUAGAUUCAAAACAAUACGAGCGAUUUACCCGAAAAUACACGUGUCAGAAGGUUGGAAAUUUUACACCAGCAUUUAGCUUUAUAGAUUUUAUAUCUUUAUAGUAAGCUGUAAAGUUCCCAAGAUAUUUCACCCAAACAAUUAGAUUUUUAUAGUCUCGCAGACUAAAAAUGACGAAUAUGUUCGUUUAUGUUUACUACGUCGUGGUAAUUAUGUAUGUAUCUGUCAAAACUGGCGUCAUAGCACGGAGGAACCAGACUGGUGGCGGUAUAUUUUAAGAACAUUUACAGUUUUAUCUCCAGAAACAUAUAGAUACCAGUCCGUCAGGCUUAUCAUGGCGUUGAACUCGGACCGCACAGAUGAAAACAGCGGUUUUUCGUGUUUUGAAAUGUUUAAUAUUUUGACGAGAGGGGAGAUCUGUUGAAAAUAGCCUAUCAACCAUCAAAACAUCUCUAUGUGAGCUUUGUUUAAUGAAUGGAGUUAACGAAAUAUCAAGUCAGGCUUCAGAACUUGAGAUAAUUCUAUAUUUAUUAUUGAUACAGUUCUGUUGUUUGACGCGAUAAUGAGUGUUUUAAGACCAUUUGUUGGGAAAUACAUUUAGGGGAUAAAUAAGAAAAGGUCAAUGAGUUCCCAUAUCUGACAGCCAUCACCAUUAUGAUGCUUUCCGACUACUGCGUUUAGAUUUAACUGAAAUACAUUAUAAAAAGCAUUUGCGCUUAAACCUCACUGAGGGUAAUAUGUGUUUCCUCUUUGCACAUAGGGCCAGAGAUCUAAAUGUUCUUGUGAAAAAGAGGGUUAACGCUUAUAUUUGUCUCAUUUAGUGUUUUGUAAAAAUAUUUGCUUUUUAUGACCAUGUGAGAAAUUGUCAUGUCAUAAAAUUACACUUGUACAUAGAGGGUAUCAGAAUAUUGAAAGAAGGUCAUUUUGGCAACAAUUGGGAUUAAAACUUACACGUGAAUAUAGAGGGUGUUGGGUAUUGGAAAGUGGGUCAUUUUGGCAACAAUUGGGAUUAAAACUUACACGUGAAUAUAGAGGGUGUUGGGUAUUGAAAAGUGGGUCAUUUUGUCAACAAUUGGGAUUAAAACUUACACUUGAAUAUAGAGGGUGUUGGGUAUUGGAAAGUGGGUCAUUUUGGCAACAAUUGGGAUUAAAACUUACACGUGUAUAUAGAUGGUGUUGGGUAUUGGAAAGUGGGUCAUUUUGGCAACAAUUGGGAUUAAAACUUACACGUGAAUAUAGAGGGUGUUGGGUAUUGAAAAGUGGGUCAUUUUGUCAACAAUUGGGAUUAAAACUUACACGCGUAUAUAGAUGGUGUUGGGUAUUGAAAAGUGGGUCAUAUUGGCAACAAUUGGGAUUAAAACUUGCACGUGUUUAUAGAGGGUGUAGGGUAUUGGAAAGUGGGGCAAUUCGGCAAAAAAUGGGAUAAAAACUUACACGUGUACAUAGAUGGUGUUGGGUAGUGGAAAGUGGGUCAUUUUUUCAACAAAUUGGGAUUGAAACUUAAACAUGUAUAUGGAGGGUGUUAGUGAAUAGAUAGUUUUGGCAUCGUUGGGGCAUUUCACUUACAUUUGUACAUAGAAUAUCUGCUCAAAGAAAUCAUGUGGAACAUUUUUAGUAUACUUUGCUUAACAUGCUGUUGUUUUAUAAUGCUAUUUUAAAUGGUUUUUUUGGUAAUGGGAAUUAUGACAAAAUGUUUAUAACGGGAAUUCAACUUACAACAUAUGUAUAUAAAAUUGAUAAAUUGUGUUUUAAAAAUGUGGUUGUCUCAUGACGUAUUAUAUACGUCUAAUAAACUGUCUGUUCUGUUCUGUUCUGUUCUAUAAGAGCUAAAUGGAAAAUGUCCACAUGUGUAUAAACCUCCAUGUUAAUUUUCUUGCAUUGAUGAUUUAUCGAUUUUGUUUGAUUUUUGAUUAAUAUUUUGUGAAUUGAUUGGCGGUCAAUGAAAAUAGACAAGUGAUCGAAUGCAUAUAUAUAUAUCUUUGAAGCAUAUGCUUUUUAGAGACAUUUUGGAUGGCAGAUAUAGAAAGUGUAAACCUUUUUGAUUAGUAUUUCUAAGUAAGUAUUUUUGUACUUCUUCAGAGAUUGUAAUUUGAUUCCUUGUGUUGGUUGCCAAACAAUUGUAAAGCUGUUACAUAAUGUAUUUGUUACAUGUUCUUAUAGUUUAUCAGUCUGAUAUUUCUAUCAAUCAAAUGUUUGAAUCAAAA
Molecule: messenger RNA, 3730 nt
Organism: Mya arenaria
Lineage: Eukaryota; Metazoa; Mollusca; Bivalvia; Myida; Myidae
Product: heart- and neural crest derivatives-expressed protein 2-like
Exons: 2
Coding region: 251-1069 (272 amino acids)
Biological process (GO): developmental process; regulation of transcription by RNA polymerase II
Molecular function (GO): RNA polymerase II transcription regulatory region sequence-specific DNA binding; protein dimerization activity; DNA-binding transcription factor activity, RNA polymerase II-specific
Source: RefSeq, a predicted model, not a curated record